Penicillium manginii is the source of this 756-nucleotide messenger RNA. RefSeq lists its product as uncharacterized. The transcript has 2 exons. NCBI's taxonomy places the organism in Eukaryota, Fungi, Ascomycota, Eurotiomycetes, Eurotiales, Aspergillaceae. The record is from RefSeq and is a predicted model, not a curated record. Bases 1 to 756 code for a protein of 251 amino acids.
AUGUUACAUCUCCCUUCGUCCUCGGGGGGUGGUCGCAGGUCCCGCCAACAGCCUGAACAAGCUCAAAUAAUCGAGACAAACGCUGGCCGUUACGAGCGCCCAAUUAUCUGGAGAUCCCGAUGGCUCGAUGGAUGGGCCGGGGUAUAUCCACAAUACAACCAUUUCGUGGCUCGAGGAAUCGGAAUCACUAAAUAUGCCGCCCCAGAAGAACUACAGAUGCACUGGGCACUGAAGAUUGGUCCAUAUCUCUAUGAGCUCCAGACCGACGAGAACCUGGAAAUAACUUGGCGUUAUGUUGAUGAGACCAGGUGGGAGUCUUGGAAGUCUGCCACCCCAGACAGACUCGUCGGAGAAACAACAGCAACAGAUGCUGAGCUAGCAAACAUGUCCGAGGGAGUCGCAUCGCUCAUGAGAACCGCUGAUCCGACAUCAUCUUCCCCGAGAGCAAAGUAUAAUGUUAUUCGAAACAACUGCCACACUUUCACACUCGGGCUUUUGCAUGCCGCUAUUAGCUCCGAUGUUGGGGAAUACAACUCACCAAAUUCUCGUGCCCUUGCAGGCUUGAAUAAAAUGGCCGCUGUUUCGAGCGAUCAUGGCAUAACCGAACUAUACCACUCCCCCAUUGCAUGGGGACGAGCGGUGAAAGACAUGUGGACGGGCCAGCUUAGAAAAAAGCAUUUUGAAGGAUUAUUACCUGAUUACGAGAGGGGUGCUGUUAUGGAGGAAAAGUAUCGACAACGAGGGUUGAUAUACUGA